Molecule: messenger RNA, 5700 nt
Organism: Myxocyprinus asiaticus (Chinese sucker)
Lineage: Eukaryota; Metazoa; Chordata; Actinopteri; Cypriniformes; Catostomidae
Product: mitochondrial protein C2orf69 homolog
Exons: 2
Coding region: 317-1258 (313 amino acids)
Cellular component (GO): mitochondrion
Source: RefSeq, a predicted model, not a curated record
ACAGGUCGCUCCCGUAAAGUGCCACUUGGCGGCGUAGAAUAAACAGAAAAAUAUAGACCAUUAAUAUUUUACUAUCCAGAAUCUUUCGAGUAAUCUUUAUUGGCAGGUUUAACGGCCGCUUUAAACGAGCACUAGAAUAUCCUGAAAGCAGCAUAAUAGUUUAAUUCAUGCGGCGUUUCUCUGUUGUCUGGUUUUGCAGUAAUGGUUUCGAGCUUCAUGCUUUAGAUCGGGUUGUCGCUCCUCCGUAUUCCUUUUGCUUAUGGGAAGUACCUGACCAUUAGUUGCUUGAUUAUCUCUGGCCACAUUAGCGAGGAAGAUGAGCGCUUCGGCGGGGCUGUGCGUGCCGAAGACAUCAUGCGCGGGUCCCGCUGUUGCGUCCGGGCUGCUCCGCCUGACUUCAGUACCUGGUUAUGAUCAAACCCGCGUGAAUGAUGUUUUACUAUUAACACCCCUCACUGGAACGCAGAAAGGAUGUAACAACGAGAAUGAGAACUUGCGGAAUGGCAAUGCUCACGUAGUCUUCUUUCCCGGGGACAUUCAGAACUUCCAGCAGGAAAUGGCCCUCCAGCCUGAUGCUGCCCCAUGGCAGUCCUGGAGUCUUGAGUGUGUGGCUCUCACCCUGGGCCACCGGUUCCCUGGCUGCCAUAUCUGGGUCGUCCGUGCUUCCAGCAUGUACCUGCACAAGUUCAGCUGCUAUCAGAACUUUGUAGAGAGCAACUUAUUUGGAGCACCAGAACACACUCCAGACUAUGGAGCCAUUCGCCACCUGAGGGCACUCCUAGGUCAUGGCAUGGAGCAGGCCGGCCUCCUGAAUCCCUUACCCCCUCUUAGUGGUACAUCCACUCCUGCCCCUCUACCUCCUGAUUUUACCCUGACCCUAGUGGGCUUCAGUAAGGGAUGUGUUGUUCUCAAUCAGAUAGUGUAUGAGCUGGCUGGAGCUCGAGCAGACCCAGAACUGAAGCAGUUUCUGGACAGUAUCUCAGAUAUGUACUGGCUGGACGGAGGGCACCCAGGUGGUAGUGAGACAUGGGUGACCGAUAAGUGUGCCCUGGGUGAGCUGGCAUCUAGUGGGGUGGCUGUCCAUGCCCAUGUCACUCCUUAUGAGGUAAAGGAUCCGAUGAGGGUAUGGGUCGGAUGUGAGCACCGGUGCUUUAUAAAGACACUAGAGGAUCUGGGUGCCUGUCUAAGCCAGAAACUACACUUUGAGGAUGAGCCAGCAUCCAUUGAGAAUCACUUCCGGGUUAUUCAGGAGUUUUGACUGUUCUCGAUCUAUGCUUUCUCAAGUCUUAACAUGGAACAUAUUCUUUGCAGAGUAGAAGGCUUUUUAUUGCACAGAUAUAUCAGUUAGUCAAGCACUUUGAGUCCCCAGGUGUUUGGAGAAUAGUUGUAUGCUGCUUCUCAUUUCAUGAAUAGGUGGAAAUAUUGAAGCUCAAUGACCAAACUUGUAAAACGUUUAGCUGCCUAGCAAAUACGCCUUGUUGUUUGACUAUUGCAUCGAACUAUAUAGAGUGAAUACUUUUAUAUAAUACCAUACUUAUUUUACAUAGUCCAUUUGGAAUGUUGAGCUUUUCAAAUCAUACAAACCACCACCUCCUCAUGUUCUAAGUGCUCUUUUUUCCCCAGCAUAGAAAGGAAAGGAGAAAUUACCUGAAAAUGAUUAUGAUUCUAAUUCAUUUCAAAAGUAACUAUUUAAAUCCAUAUUUUUUAUGUUCUUAAUUUAAAUCAUGAGCAUGAAUUUUCAUUCCAAGGCUGUGUUCCUAAUAGUUAUGUAUGGAUACUCUUUAAUGCAAAACUUUGUCUUCUUUCUUUAGGAGCCUUGCUUCCCUAAUAAGACAUAUUGUCUAAGAUCAGUAAAUUGCUUAAAGCUAUUUUGUUGUAAAUAUUUUUCCUCCCACUAUAUAUAAAAAAUGACUGGCAUGCAAAUCCACUUAAAAGUCAGAAGUCAUGUUACAGCCUAAACUGUAGGUUUUAAUGAGUAUCCACCCCGAUACGAUUACAUUGGUUUAUAAUCACAAAUGUGGGCUUUCUUUGAUUAGCUAACAGUGUCUGAUGAUCUUCCACUGGAAUAAAUUGCAUAGGUUGUUUUUGGUUAGGAAAAAAAAAACAAUUAUUUACCAUAUCGGUGGAAUUUUCAUAAUUGCACAAUAUUUAACUUUGCUUAGUACCUAGAUUACUAAUAGAUGACUAUUCUCUAGGUGGCGCACUUUAUCUGUCUUGAAUAUGUCCUAUAAAUAUGAAUAUGUGGAUUUUGUAUGGAAACUCCUCAUUGCGAUUAAUGUACUUCGUGCUUCAUAGUCAUUCCAUACGUUUCCAUGCUGAUGUAAAUAAAUUAAAGUGUUGAAAUGUUUUAGUGCUCUGUUUAAUAAGAAUUAUUAACCUUAAAUAAUGCAAUUCAAAUUAUGAUAUGACAUUAAAAUACAUGAAAUAUAACUGCAAGCAGCAAUGAGCGGGGUCCAAAGUGAAUAGAAAAGGCAGAACAUCAAAAGCACAACUCAAAUGCUAUUGCCAUCAUUGUUCAGAAGGAUUUAAGAGAAAUUAUUACCUUAGAACAAGGAAACAUAUGUAUAAGAUUUGUUUAUAAAGCAAAAAAAAAUUAAAUUAAAGCUGAUGUAACUAUUUCUGUUAAAAUAUUUUCAACUGCAAGUAAGCCAUUCAUAGGUUAAUUUUCUCGAUAUCUAAAAACUCUUUCUGUUACGGUAUGAAAAGUGCUGUUUGUUUUAAGCAAACAGUUUAGACCCGCCCCAACAACGUUAUUAAACCAAUGGCGUGAUUUGGGGGCGGGGCUAACUCCAACGGUAGACGGGGGGCGUAUGCAGAAAGCUGUUUUGAUUUUUGCAGUUCCGUUUGGAACUAGUGACGCUGAAAUUCUUCAGCUUUAAAAUGCUAACAUUUUAUAACAAAUUCAAAUGCUUAUUUAGAAUUUGUUUUAUCUUGAAAAAAUUGGGCUGAAAUUAUUAUCUUCAUUCCUCCUAUUUUCAAUAUAUAGCUUUACUAUCCUUGAACAUUGUGAAAGGCAGUAGGUCUACAUGUACUAUAUACAUUUACGUGGAAACUGAGAAAAAGAAGUCUCAUGGUGCAUUUCAGAAAUAGAAGUAUUUAUUAUGUCCAGGUGUCAGAGAAAGUCAAAAUUGUUGAUAUUAUGCCCUUUUAAAUCAUUAAAAUAAAACAUAAUGUGGAUCCGUGAGGGAUGUUUGAUCGCUGAAUUUGUUACACUUACUGUCCAUAAAAUCAGUAACAUCAAAUCUAUAUUAAGGGUACAUCCUUUACAACUGUAGACUCUUCAUGGCUAUCUUAGAUUGUGUAAAUAAACUGAACAUCAUUUAUUCUGAUACAUAUAUUUCAAAAUACAGUUUUAAUCAUCAAAUGAAGCAUCAUCCAGUAUCAGUUUUCCUUUAUCCUUAUCCAUUCUUAAGACAAAUAGGAAAAUUAUCUACAAAGUUUAUCCCUUAAAUGUCCUUUUGCAAAGUUACAAAAUUUGUGAAAUGGCAAGCUUUCUGUAAAACCACAGUGACUGCUUUGAAAUGCACUCAAAAGCCUGGCCUAUUCCCUAUUGAAUUACAGCUUUAAAUACCUCAUGGCCCUAACACAUUAAGGCAGUUUCUCAGGCGGGGAAAAGAUUCAAGUUUUCCUUUAAGAUGACAGCAUACAGCGAGCACCCGGCCGUGACGAGAGCCUCUCGUCUUAUGAGACAAUGGCCCUAUUAUGAGUGCAGGCUGGUGACAUCUCUGGGAAACCAUAAAGCCCUGAGCACACAAACACAGAUGAGCACUUCACACCUUCUUUAAACAGAGAACAAAAAGCUGAAGGCCUCAACCUUCAAGACUGAACUCUGAAAUACUAACAUUUCCAGUUCUAACAACCACUCAGAAAAGCAGUCAACAAUAUAUUCAAUGAAAAGAAAAAACUCCCUCUUUUGCUAGUCAUUUUCAUUGCGUUACUGCACACUUUGUGAUGCGCAGUGUUGGGUGUAAUCCAACUACAAAGUAAUUAGUUCCUGUAAUCUAAUUGCUUUAGUCAAAAAAUAAAUUUUACAUUCUUGUAAUCAGAUUAGUUAGUGAUUUUCAAUUAAUUUAAUUAGUUUUAAGUACAUUAUAGGGUUAUGCUUAUUUCUAAAUGUAUGUAGAAUAUAUGAAUUAUGGUCCAGCAAUGAGUCAUUGUGAAGGAGAACUGUGAGUUGCUGAGUGUAUGACUUGUGUGUAACAAAGAAUGAGAAAAUAUAGACAUUAUUUUGAAUUUGUUGAGUGGAAAAGUGUUUAAGAAAGCAACUUAAUGUAAAGUAAUUAGUAAUGUGAUUACGUUCUCGAAGUAAUUAGUAAAGUGUUCUGACAAUCUUAAAUGUUUUUUUUUUUUUUUUUUUUGUGAGAAAUAAUUAGUAAUUUGUACUGGAUUACUAUUUUUAAGUAAUUUACCCAACACCGUGCAUAAUUCUUAUUCUAAUCUGUUUUGCACCACAAUAAAGGGUUUUGCCUAUUCUAACAUUAAUUUGUCUUCAAUUCAAUUUCAUUACAGAAUGCAUAUACAGUACCUUACUUUCAUCAGAACCAAACAUACUUUACCAUCUGAACAUCAUCCAUAAACCAAUAAAAUCCAAAUAACAAAAUUGUACAUGCCCUACAUACUCUAAGAGCAUAAAUAUAACAUCAACAUUUUACCAUUGACAGUUAACAAAUUUUCUUUGCUUUUGUCUUUCUAUUUACCACUGCAUAUACAGUCUAUCCUUCAUAACUAAAUGCAUAGCUUUGAGUUUAUACAAAGAUUUGACAUAAAAGUGUGUACGAUCUAUAUGCAUUCCGGUACGUCAAAUACAAUAGUGAAAAAAUGUAUAAUACAUCCACAGAAAUAUGCUGUACUUGUCCUACAUGAGAUCAAGUGAGAGUUUCCAUCUUAAAAAUACAGAAACACUGCACAAAAAGGCAUUCAAGAAUCAUAUACUGGUAAACUGUGCAGUUACAGCUAACCCUGAGAACAAGGCUUGGAAUGAACAAGUACUGAAACCUCCAUGGUUAAUGGCAUUAGCUUAAUACACCUCUUCAAAAAGGUAGCAAGUCAAAAAACCCUGAGUUACCUCAGACUGGAGCACUGAUAAAAUUAACUGUCAUUUUAAGAUUAUGUAUCAUAGGCUAUUUUUUUACAGCACUCCCAAAACAAUAAGCUGUUAGGCCUGCUGUAGAGACUGCUAGAAUGUUGCUUAAGAACAACAUUCAGUGCUGAGAGAACACAUUUAUUAUACAGAAUGAUGGCAGUAAAAAAGAUUGAUUUUCAUUUUAAAAGCAAUAGAUACACUUGAUUUACUAAAUUCAAUGCUGUUAAAAAAAUUCUGUUUUCUCAUAUUUUAGUUAUAAUUCUCAUAUAAUAAAGGGUUUAAGUGCUUUCCUGCAUUUCCUUAGUCAUUCUCUAGGAGGAAGUUCUGAGUCGGAUGCCAACACAUAUUUGUGUAAUCCAGGGUGUGUUGUGCUGAGUCACAUUUUUAUAUAGCCCUCUGAUUUUUCAAUUCGACAAGAAAGAGGAUGUAACACACCCAUAAACUGAGGGCACUCCUGUACUGAAGCUUUUUAACAGUUUCACUUAUUUUGAAUUUUGAAUCAAUAGGGAAUUUUGAAAUUGAAUUUUGAUCAUACAACCAAAACAAUGAAUGAUUCAUUUAAAUCUCAUCCCACUGACACUGAAACAGAAAAAAAAAACAUUCUAUUUUUUACAAGC